Entrophospora candida is the source of this 213-nucleotide messenger RNA. The record is from the annotation of a GenBank genome assembly. Lineage: Eukaryota; Fungi; Glomeromycota; Glomeromycetes; Entrophosporales; Entrophosporaceae.
AUGGCAGGAGCUACAGGUUCUCAUGGUUUUCCUGUGCCUGGUAGAGGAUAUGUGUUUGCUAGUAAACUACUUGGUGGAUUUGCUGCAUUUUGGAUUUUAUAUCGUGGAAAGCAAGAUUUUCCGGGAUUAAAACAUCCUUGGGAAGCUCAUGGUCAUCAUCAUGGUCAUUCACCAAUAAAAGACUCAACUUUAUUGAAUGAAGAAAAGAGUUAA